Messenger RNA from Xiphias gladius (swordfish), 3223 nucleotides. It is a transcript of the gene nipal4, whose product is annotated as NIPA like domain containing 4. Gene Ontology annotation, molecular function: magnesium ion transmembrane transporter activity. Gene Ontology annotation, biological process: magnesium ion transport. Gene Ontology annotation, cellular component: membrane. The transcript is spliced from 10 exons. Bases 98 to 1333 code for a protein of 411 amino acids. NCBI's taxonomy places the organism in Eukaryota, Metazoa, Chordata, Actinopteri, Istiophoriformes, Xiphiidae. The record is from RefSeq and is a predicted model, not a curated record.
UGUGCUUCCGCGGCCGGACCCGCUGCACCGGGAUAGAGACGCUGUCUUUUCUGGACGUUUUCAGGGGGGAAGUUCGUUUUUAUGACCGAGAGACACAAUGCGAGAUGUUCACCUGAGCAACGAGACCUGCAGCAACGGGUCCGCGGUGAGGUUGUGGUGUGGCCCCCAGUCUGCAGUGUGUCUGGUCACCGGAGAUCAGACACUGUACCACACACUCCCGAACAACGGCACUAACGCGACAGAUGUAAACAGUUCCUACAACCUGUGGCUGGGCCUGACUCUGGCCCUGCUGUCCGCCUUCCUUAUUGGUGGGAGCGUCAUUCUCAAGAAGAAAGCCCUCCUCCGAUUGGCCAGCACGGGUCACACCAGAGCAGGUGAUGGAGGUCAUGGCUACCUGAAGGACUGGCUGUGGUGGGGAGGCCUGUUAACCAUGGGAGCGGGAGAGGCCUUCAACUUUGUCGCCUACAUGUUUGCUCCAGCAACGCUGGUGACGCCGCUGGGCGCUCUGAGUGUCCUCAUCAGUGCAGUUCUGUCCUCCUACCUGUUGGGGGAGGUGUUGAAUGUGGUGGGGAAGUUCGGCUGUCUGCUGUGUGUGCUGGGAAGCAUCCUGCUGGUCCUCCACGUCCCAGAGGAACAGGAGGUGACGUCACUACAGGACAUGACCAACAAGCUGCUGGAGCCUGGUUUUCUGGUUUACGUGUCGGCAGUGCUGGUGUUGUGUGCGGUGCUCGUGUUGUAUUUCUCGCCGCGGUUCGGCCGAACCAACAUCCUCGUCUACAUCAGCAUCUGCUCGCUGCUCGGAGCCUUCACCGUCUCCUCUGUGAAGGGCCUCGCCAUCGCCAUCAACACCGUGCUGUAUGAUAUUUCAGUGCUUGCUAGUCCUCUUACCUGGAUCCUGCUUCUCACCCUCAUCGUCUCCAUAGUAACACAGGUGAACUACCUGAACAAGUCCCUGGACACCUUCAACACCUUGCUGGUCUACCCCAUCUACUACGUCCUCUUCACCUCCGUGGUUCUGUCCACCUCCAUCCUCCUCUUCCAGGAGUGGAGGAGCAUGGCGGCCGUGGACGUGGCCACGACGCUGGGGGCCUUCAUGGUCAUCGUGGUGGGCGUGGCCAUGCUCCACCUCUUCAAAGAGCUGCAGGUGACGAUGAAGCAGCUGACCAAUCAGCUGUCUCAGCCAGUGAACAGGGAGGAGAUGUCAGCCAGCGGAAGAGGCGUGGAAGGACGGAGGAAUAAAAAAGAGGACAAAUACGGACUGAUGGACAACAUGGUGAUAGAGAGUCUGCCUCCUAUGAGAGAGGAGGGACCGAGAGUCUUCAUCAUCAGUUGAAAGAGACAGAGGAAGGACAGAGACACAGGUUUGUGUUUCCGGCCUGGACUAGUUCAGACCCCCCAGCGCCGUGGUCCUCAACUCUGACUGAUACUGUGAGUCUCUAGUUUUACGGUGUUUCAUUUCAAUAUUGAGAUCCUUCAACUUUCACACAAAACAAACUGAUUUACCUGAACAUGUUGUGCAGCUCUUGGACAGAAGUUUGAGGGAAACACAACACGCCAUUUACUCUUAGUGACUUCAUGUGUCUUGGGGCAGAUCGGAUAGAUUUCGGAUAUUAAAAAGGGAAGUGUCCAAUGCAUCCACUCACCGUGAGACACAAAAAGACUAUGAAUGAACUAAUGAAAUGCUAAACGCCGGCACAGGGACACAAAACGAGCACAGAGACUGAAAACGACCACAAAGAGACGCAAAACAACUACAAAGAAUCGCUAAAUGACCAAAAAAAGGCACAGAACAACCGCAAAGAGACACAGGUGUAAAUGGGGCCCCCGUCCGUUAUCAUCUGAAAAAAUAAGACGUCACCUUCAGAUCGCUAAAUUUUGUGCGUUUACUCUUGUUUUUUUCCCAGAAGGUGGAAAGAGAUGUGUUUUAUAACACAACAGGACACCAUGAAAAAUUCUAUUUCAGUCACCUGAUAACCAGGUACCUUAAUUAAAAAGUUGAGUAUUUUAUUUAUUCAGCAGUUGAAGGAUGAGGCUGGUGUUACGCAGCAUUGUUUUGCUGUCAUCGACUCCGAUGUGCAGACCCAAACCAACAACGCGUUAGUCCGUCUCUCAACACUUUCCCUACUUCGUCUGUGUCUCGGCUCGAUGCCCGUUGCUUCCUACCAAACUCACCGUGAGACGACAUCUUAUCUAGACAUAUUUAGAUAUUUUUUCAUUUUUAAAAAAUACUCCGCAUUUCAGCUGUAAUUCACGUCUGAUAACGCAGAGCUUUUUUUACAGUAGCUGCAGCCUAGCGUCGCCACCCGAAACCCUGCUAUGAAUGGGAUCAGCUGUAAAUAAGUAAUAACCUGCGGCAUAUUUUUUGGCCUCAGACGGGGCAAUGGUGCAACUUGAGAGCAGAGACCUUGGCAGACAGGACAAAACUGCAGUGUGGUUACGUUUUCAGAGUGGUGACCAUGUGGGCCUCCCUCAGAUAAAAAAGGAGCGUCUCUCUUUCUCUGGUUUCUGGGCAAACUUUUGGACGUUUAUUCACGAUGGACGUCAGAGCUAAAAACGUGUCUCAGGUCUGCGUGGUCAGAGAGGACUGAGUUAUAACUCCGAGAAGGGAGGUGGUUUCCGAUGCGACUUGGGUCUUAAAAUACCUUAACAGUGUCCCGGAGCUGUGGGCCACAGCCACUGCCGCUGCUCCAACUGCUGACUUGUGUUUUUUAGAACACCUGCACUCACCUGUCCCUCUCACCUCGUGCAGUAUCUUUACCUCACGCCCCCCCCCCAGUUUAAAACCUCUGCAAUAGGAGCAGCAAAAUCCGCCAUUAAAGGAAACGAUGAGAACAUUUAAUGGAACACUGGUUCAGUCUCAAAACCUAAAGUAAAUGGGCAGAAAUGUGACGACUUCCACUGCUCACAGUCUCUUUAUCGUUAUACUAGAGCUGCAACGAGUAGUUGAUUAAUCAGGGAAAAAAACAACAAUCCGCAACUAUUCUGAUAGUCAAUUAAUAGUUUCAGUCAGUUUUAAAGAAUGAUUAAUUGUUUGACUGAAAUAACGUCAGGAAACAGGUUAAAAAUGCUCAUCAAAAUAUCCUGGAGCCCAACGUGUCAAAAGUCAUCAGAUGUCGCAUUUUGUCUGAGAGGCCAAAACCCAAAGAUAUUUAAUUUAAUUUAAUGUUUAGACAAAGGAAAGCAGAAAUUACCCCACACACACACACGCACACACACGCACACA